Vicia villosa (hairy vetch) is the source of this 642-nucleotide messenger RNA. RefSeq lists its product as uncharacterized. The record is from RefSeq and is a predicted model, not a curated record. Lineage: Eukaryota; Viridiplantae; Streptophyta; Magnoliopsida; Fabales; Fabaceae. The coding region runs from base 1 to 642 and encodes 213 amino acids. The transcript has 4 exons.
AUGGCUUAUUGGUCUGCAGAAAAUGCCACAAAAGCCUUUCUCAGCACUUUGAAAAUGGCUCGAAAGGCAAAAGAACCGUCUGUUGCUGAAUUUAUAUCAGCAUUAGCAGCUGGAAACAAUGCACAACUAAUGGUAGUAGCUUGUGCUGCUGCAGCUGAUUUAACAACAUUUGCACUAAUUGCUGCUGCUAAUCAAACUAAUGGAAAUGUAAUUUGCAUUGUACCAAACAAUGAAGAUCUAAUUGCAUCCAAGAAUUUCCUAGGAGUAGCUUCUAAUAAAGUGAAGUUCAUGAUUGGCAAAGAAGCACAAGAAUUAGAUGUAUUAAACAAAGUUGAUUUUGUGGCACUUGAUUGUAAUCUUGUGAACCAUGAAGAGAUUAAAAGAGGCAUCAUUGAAAUUGGUGAUGGUAAUAAGAAAGAGGGUGUAGUUGUUGUUGGUUAUAAUGCAUUUAGUUGUAAUAGGUCAUGGAGAUCAUGUGGAUCAGAAACUCAAUUGCUUCCUAUUGGAGAAGGGUUGUUGGUGACAAGAUUUGGAUCUGGAUUGAGUAAGAAUGGUCGAAGUCAGUGGAUUGUGAGAGUUGAUAAAUGUACAGGUGAAGAACAUGUUUAUAGAAUUAGACUUCCACAAGGAAAAGUUAUUUAA